Messenger RNA from Trifolium pratense (red clover), 1045 nucleotides. Its product is annotated as ubiquinone biosynthesis protein COQ4 homolog, mitochondrial-like. The transcript has 2 exons. Gene Ontology annotation, biological process: ubiquinone biosynthetic process. Lineage: Eukaryota; Viridiplantae; Streptophyta; Magnoliopsida; Fabales; Fabaceae. The record is from RefSeq and is a predicted model, not a curated record. The coding region runs from base 210 to 893 and encodes 227 amino acids. Gene Ontology annotation, cellular component: mitochondrial inner membrane.
CCUUGUAUUAUAUUAUUCUAUCAAAAAAAUUAAACCAAGAUAUUACAAUUUUUUAAGCAAGAUCUAAUAAUAUUUUCUUAUGAACACCGUAAGCAAAAUCGAUUGAUUCUCUUUUAUGUAGAAGCUACCAAUUGGAAUUGAUUUUGAAUUGAUUUCUCAAAUUAAGUUUGAGCAGUUGAACGAACGAACGUGCAACGAAACAGCCUAGAAUGGUGGUUGGCGGCGGCGGCGGUAUAAUGAAGCUGAAGCCAUGGCAGCAGGCGGCGGUGGCAUUAGGUUCGGCGGUGGGAGCACUUUUGGAUCCACGGAGAGCUGAUUUGAUAGCUGCUCUCGGUGAAACAACUGGAAAACCUGCCUUUCAAAGGGUUCUUCAAAGGAUGAAAUCUUCCCCUCAAGGGAGGGCUGUACUGUUGGAGCGCCCUCGUGUUAUAUCUGCAAAUGUAGGACAUGCUUGGGACCUACCAGAAAAUACAUUUGGUGCUACCUAUGCUAGAUUUAUGGGAUCCAGGAACUUUUCCCCAGAUGAUCGACCUCCUGUGCGGUUUAUGGAUACAGAUGAGCUAGCGUAUGUUGCCAUGCGAGCUCGUGAAGUCCAUGACUUCUGGCAUACCCUUUUUGACCUUCCUACUAACUUGAUUGGGGAGUCAGCACUCAAGGUAAUCGAGUUUCAACAGAUGUAUCUUCCUAUGUGCAUGUUGUCUGUUGUAGGGGGCACAGCAAGAUUCAGUGAAAAACAGAGAAAAUUGUUUUAUCAGCACUACUUUCCAUGGGCUGUUCGUGCUGGUGCACAGUGCACUGAUCUCAUGUGUGUAUAUUAUGAGCAGCAUUUUCAUGAAGAUUUGGAAGAUGUUCGCAGAAAACUGGGAAUUGUUCCGGUUCCUGCUGUUCCUUGACUGAAUGCAUUUGGAGCCGAUGAGUUGUAUUUGUUUUUCUGGGUAAUAGCUGGUGCUAGAGUAGUGCAAUAAUUUUUUUUAAAUGCAACAGCUGUCUCCUGAUAUUUAGUCUGAGUUAUGUAUAGGUUGAAUUUUAUCAAUAACUGUUGGAA